Molecule: messenger RNA, 437 nt
Organism: Hyaloscypha bicolor E
Lineage: Eukaryota; Fungi; Ascomycota; Leotiomycetes; Helotiales; Hyaloscyphaceae
Exons: 2
Coding region: 30-437 (135 amino acids)
Source: RefSeq, a predicted model, not a curated record
CAAUCCCUUGGUGAAUAUUGACAUACAAAAUGAGCCGUCACGAUUCACAAUCCGCAAAAGCACUCAUUACGACUGCUAUUCCCGCUGAGAUCACUUCUCAGAUUAUAGAAUGUGUGAUUGCAGACGCUCAGCUACUGCCGAUAGGUGGCGGGGUAGGCAUGCGCAGGGCUCACCACCCAGUAGCAUCUGCUUCUCACGCUUUGCGAACGACCUACCUCAGUCACCCUUACCCAACAACCGCGAAACACAGAACAGCCGCUCCAAUCCACCUCAAUCUUGGCGAAGCCCUCUACUUUAACGACCUCCGGACCUUGGCUGCCUUCUUCCAGGAGGGCCCAGGUCAGGACAUCGCUCUGUCGCGCAAAGUUCGGUUUCUAAGCAUCUCCUACGUUGACCAUCACGCUGCCACGGACUGGCGGCGGCGAACGAUCGACUAA